Messenger RNA from Rhipicephalus sanguineus (brown dog tick), 921 nucleotides. RefSeq lists its product as uncharacterized. Lineage: Eukaryota; Metazoa; Arthropoda; Arachnida; Ixodida; Ixodidae. Gene Ontology annotation, molecular function: zinc ion binding; nucleic acid binding. The transcript has 4 exons. Bases 1 to 921 code for a protein of 306 amino acids. The record is from RefSeq and is a predicted model, not a curated record.
AUGUUACGAGAUCGCAACGUUUGCGGUAUCCGGGACGACGACGCACGGCGUUCUUUGUUGACGCGAGCUACGCUGACCUUGAAAGAGGCCGAGGACUUCGCCAGGGCUUCCGAGAAGGCACAGGAAGACGUCAGUGACAUGCAGGAGACUGGCGUGGGCAACGGCAGUGGUACCAUGAACGCCCUGCUGCGACUACGACGACGUGAGUCCCGGGCGCCGAGUAGCAACCUAGAAAGCAGUCGUCCACUGUGCGAACGUUGCGACGGGCCGCAUUAUUCCAACGUGUGCCGCCAUCGAAACACCAAGUGCCGUAUGUGCGGGAGGAAAGGUCAUCUGGGCAGGGUAUGCCGCAGGAGUCGUUCCCGGACGUCAGGUGCAUAUGUCGUGGAAGAAGAUGAAAGUGAGAGCGAAGAAUUUACGCUUGCCUUGGUGGCACACAGUGCGACCGACAGGGACGUCUCGCGGCCUCUCGAGAAGGUUUUGACGUGGGGAGGGCAGGAACUGAGCAUGAUAAUCGACACGGGCUCGCCGGACAGCGGCCUGAAGCUGAAUAAAACAAAAUGCAGAUUCCGAGAAAAACAAGUGACAUUUCUGGGCCACCGCAUCGACGAAAAAGGCCUGCAUCCUUUGCAAGACAAUCUCGGCGCCAUACUAGGUGCACCGUCGCCAACUUCGUGUAUGCCACUACCUGCAGCUCAGGUUCCUUCAAGUUGGCCUGAAACUGACAAGCGCUGGUCUCGGCUGCAUGUCGACUUUGCUGGUUCUGUGGAAGGUCACAUGAUCCUUGUGCUGGUGGACGCAGUUGUGGAAGAUCCGUUGCGUCAAAAUGAUGUUCCGGAAAAAGAACUCGACACAGGUGGCCAGCUGCUCGUCAAGCUCCGGGCAAUCAGCGGAGACCAAAAUGGACAGCCCACUCAAUGA